AUGGCUAUGCCUUAUCGUGGUGGGGGAACCCAGACUGGCCUGGGCCUGGAUUUCCUGACUCGUACACAUUUGACCACUGCUUCGGGCAGCCGCGCUGUUGAUGGUGUGGCGCAAGUGGUGGUUGUGCUAACAGAUGGGCGCUCCCAGGAUGACGUGGCCGAGCCAGCUCAGGUGCUGUGCCUGGCAGGCGUGGAGGUGUUUGCAGUUGGAGUUCAGGAUGCAGUUGAUUCAGAGCUCAGAUUAGGGUCACAAGAUUCAGCUGACCUAGUACUCUUAAUUGAUGGAUCAGAGAACGUUGGAGCAGCAAACUUCACCUUUGUGCGCGAUUUGGUUUUGAGAAUCAUUGAGCCCCUUGAUGUGGGCAGGGACACUGUUCGGGUGGCCUUGGCCCUGUACAACGGCAACCCACAGAUAAAGUUCUAUCUAAAUAGCUUUGACAGCAAAUCAUCAGUCCUGGAAGCGGUGAAGGGCCUUUCCUACUCAGGGGGUGAUGAAUCUAACCUGGGGUUCGCCUUGGAGGAAGUAGCCAAAAGCCUUUUAAGCCAAACAGCUGGGGGCAGGGUCGACGAGGGUGUGCCCCAGAUGUUGGUGGUUAUCAGUGCUGGGCCGUCAACUGAUGAUACUGGUGCCGGUGACCGGGCCCUUAAGAGGGCCGGCGUCAUCACAUUAGGUGUUACGAUUGGUGAAACGGCCAGUACAGAUCUGGAAGCAGUUGCUACAGAUAAAAGUUUUGUCCUGUCAGCCCCUGAUUUCAGAACAGUGGCGAGCAUGGGUGACCGGCUGCUCCCAUUAAUUAACGGGGUGGUCCAGCGCAACAUUAUAGUUCAGACCGAGUUCACACAAGUCUUGGCAGUUGGACCACGAGACAUCAUUUUCCUCAUCGACAGUACAAUGGGUGCAACGCUUAUCAACUCUGUGCGAGAAUUCAUCAAGCGGUUCGUCAACAUCAUUCCAAUUGGUCCAGAUGGAGUUCAAGUGGGUGUGGCCCAGUUCAGCAAUAUCCCUCGACUUGAGAUGGAUCUCAACUCCUAUGGAUCCAGGGAGGAAUUAACUGCUGCUUUGGGCUCUAUCAAACCAAGACCGGGACAGACAGUCAACAUUGGAGCAGCCUUGGACUUUGUGCGGACGAAUAUGCUGCGGCCUGAGAAAGGCAGUCGUAUUCAACAGGGGGUACCCCAGCUUUUACUGUUGAUGACCAGUAAAAAGUCAAGUGACAGUGUGGAAGCACCCGCUAAAGCCCUGCAGCAAAUGGGCGUAUUGACUCUAGCUGCGGGUUCCAAGACUGCGACGGAGAACGAGCUGCAGCAGAUUGCCUUUGCUGACACUGUUGCGUUCUAUUUGAAAGACUUCCGCUCACUGCUUCGCAACCCAAAGGCAAUUGUCGAUGCACUCUCCACUCUAGCUGGGGUGGUGGUGACUGAAGGACCCACUGAGUCAGUGGUGGAGAUAACUACAGUGCAGACUCAAAAAGUGGUUCGAGACAUUGUCUUCCUUGUGGAUGGAUCAAACUACGUUGGCAGCAGUAACUUUUCCUAUGUGAGAGAUUUCAUCAUCAACGUGGUCAACCAGCUGGAUGUACGUCCUGACAGAGUCAGGAUUGGUCUCCUGCAGUUUGCUGAGAGCCAAAAGAUUGAAUUUCAUCUGAACACCUACAGCAGCAGGCAAGAUGUUGUGAAUCAAAUCUCUCAACUCAGGCUGACUGGAGGCUCAGUUUUGAAUACAGGAGCUGCCAUGAAUUAUGCCCUUAGCAAAAUGUUCCAGCCAUCAACUGGGUCACGUAGGAAGCAGGGAGUCCAGCAGGUGUUGGUUCUGAUCACAGGUGGUCCAGUCCAGGAUCAGGCUAAAAACGCAGCUGAUAAAUUGGCUCUUGCUGGUGUUUUGACCUUCACAGUCAGUUCUGGGCAAGCAGAUGAAGCCCUAAUGAAAACAGUUGCCUUUGUUGAAGAUUUGGCUUACCAUGAAACAAGCUUCUCAAAUUUGCCAGCUCUGGCUGAACAAAUAAUGCCAAAGUUGAUAACAGUGGUUGGUGAUACAGAUGUGACAGAAACAACGUUCCCUGAGGAACCUGUCUUGGCAGUUGGACCACGAGACAUCAUUUUCCUCAUCGACAGUACAAUGGGUGCAACGCUUAUCAACUCUGUGCGAGAAUUCAUCAAGCGGUUCGUCAACAUCAUUCCAAUUGGUCCAGAUGGAGUUCAAGUGGGUGUGGCCCAGUUCAGCAAUAUCCCUCGACUUGAGAUGGAUCUCAACUCCUAUGGAUCCAGGGAGGAAUUAACUGCUGCUUUGGGCUCUAUCAAACCAAGACCGGGACAGACAGUCAACAUUGGAGCAGCCUUGGACUUUGUGCGGACGAAUAUGCUGCGGCCUGAGAAAGGCAGUCGUAUUCAACAGGGGGUACCCCAGCUUUUACUGUUGAUGACCAGUAAAAAGUCAAGUGACAGUGUGGAAGCACCCGCUAAAGCCCUGCAGCAAAUGGGCGUAUUGACUCUAGCUGCUGGUUCCAAGACUGCGACGGAGAACGAGCUGCAGCAGAUUGCCUUUGCUGACACUGUUGCGUUCUAUUUGAAAGACUUCCGCUCACUGCUUCGCAACCCAAAGGCAAUUGUCGAUGCACUCUCCACUCUAGCUGGGGUGGUGGUGACUGAAGGACCCACUGAGCCAGAGGUGGAGAUAACUACAGUGCAGACUCAAAAAGUGGUUCGAGACAUUGUCUUCCUUGUGGAUGGAUCAAACUACGUUGGCAGCAGUAACUUUUCCUAUGUGAGAGAUUUCAUCAUCAACGUGGUCAACCAGCUGGAUGUACGUCCUGACAGAGUCAGGAUUGGUCUCCUGCAGUUUGCUGAGAGCCAAAAGAUUGAAUUUCAUCUGAACACCUACAGCAGCAGGCAAGAUGUUGUGAAUAAAAUCUCUCAACUCAGGCUGACUGGAGGCUCAGUUUUGAAUACAGGAGCUGCCAUGAAUUAUGCCCUUAGCAAAAUGUUCCAGCCAUCAACUGGGUCACGUAGGAAGCGGGGAGUCCAGCAGGUGUUGGUUCUGAUCACAGGUGGUCCAGUCCAGGAUCAGGUUAAAAACGCAGCUGAUAAAUUGGCCCUUGCUGGUGUUUUGACCUUCACAGUCAGUUCUGGGCAAGCAGAUGAAGCCCUAAUGAAAACAGUUGCCUUUGUUGAAGAUUUGGCUUACCAUGAAACAAGCUUCUCAAAUUUGCCAGCUCUGGCUGAACAAAUAAUGCCAAAGUUGAGAACAGUGGUUGGUGAUACAGAUAUGACAGGGUUUUUUACGGAGCAGCCACAAACACAAUAUAAUCAUCACAGUCAAAAUGUCACCAGCUUUCAAUAGUAGGCCCUUUAUGUAGCCAGCAGCCUGAUGCAGGUUAUUGACUGUCAAACAGCUCGACUCACAGCGUGUAACCGCCCUUCCGCUACCAUCCAGUCACAUCUCUGAGCUUCUUUCUGCUUCAUAUAGUCGGUCACUGGUUGGCUCUUGUGCACACACACUUAAUUGCUGAGACGUCUUGAGGAAAUGGGACAGCGGGCACUCAAAGCGGUGUUAGCAGGAGAUACUGAACACACUGGGGAGACGCUGCUUCACUGUUUACAAAGCUUUCAAAUGUUUGUAAGGAAACAUAAAGAACUGUAAUCUUUGUGCAAUAAAAGUUCAAGCCAUAUUGGUAACUGCACAUGUGCAUUAA
This is a messenger RNA of Perca flavescens (yellow perch), 3688 nucleotides long. Its product is annotated as collagen alpha-3(VI) chain. The coding region runs from base 1 to 3336 and encodes 1111 amino acids. The record is from RefSeq and is a predicted model, not a curated record. The transcript is spliced from 6 exons. NCBI's taxonomy places the organism in Eukaryota, Metazoa, Chordata, Actinopteri, Perciformes, Percidae.